Branchiostoma floridae (Florida lancelet) is the source of this 1647-nucleotide messenger RNA. Its product is annotated as ribosomal RNA-processing protein 7 homolog A-like. The record is from RefSeq and is a predicted model, not a curated record. Gene Ontology annotation, molecular function: nucleic acid binding. Gene Ontology annotation, biological process: ribosomal small subunit assembly; rRNA processing. The transcript has 4 exons. Gene Ontology annotation, cellular component: UTP-C complex; CURI complex. Bases 101 to 961 code for a protein of 286 amino acids. NCBI's taxonomy places the organism in Eukaryota, Metazoa, Chordata, Leptocardii, Amphioxiformes, Branchiostomatidae.
CCUUUGCAUGCAGUGUAAUGACCUUUGACAUCCACAUGUGCACGCACGAACAAAUUUCUUUCGGUUUCUUCUUGUGAAUUCCUUCCAUAAAACCCUCAAAAUGAAGAAAACCGCUGCUCCCAAUGUAUCGGAAGAACCCAAUUCCUUCGUACAAGUGUGCCAGGGGUUUUCGGUGAGCGGUUUUACCGCCGUGCCGGUGAAAUUCAGCUCCGGGUGCCAGGCGUGCCAGCUGCUGUACUUGAAGCCGCACCAAGUCCGUGGGACAGACGAUAACAAACCUGCAGGAAGAACUCUGUUUGUACUAAACGUACCGCCUUACUGUACCAAGGACUGUCUACACAGACUCUUCUCAAGAUGUGGGAUGGUGGAGGCCGUCCAUUUCUGCGAGCGCCCGGGAGGACAGGUCUACGCAGACGACCCGAGCACAUUCUUCCCAACAUCGCAGGAAAUCCGAACAUUUAAGGUCGCGUACGUCGUGUUUGAGAAGCCGGCGGGGUUGAAGAAAGCCGCGGGGCUGAAGCUGUCCGAACCGUUCGUGUUGUCAACCAGAGAUCAGCCUGUUGUCACCGGUAUGAAGAAAUGGUGCCAGAAGUACACACAGGACAGGCCUGAUGUGGAACAGUUACAGAGUGAGCUGGACAGUUACAUGGCGGACUAUGACAAGCGUAAACAGGAGGAGCUGGAGAGAGAGAAGUCCCGCGGGGAGGAACCAGACGAGGAAGGAUGGAUAACGGUUACCCGUCAUGGCCGAACCCCCGGCGCGCCGCGUACAGAAGCCAUGGAGAAAAAAGCGCUGAAACGGGAGAAGAAGAAACGGUCGCGGCGCGAGCUGAUGAACUUCUACACGUUCCAGAUCCGAGAGUCCAAACGGGAACACAUCGCACAGCUCAGGAGAAAGUUUGAAGAAGACAAGGACAAGAUAGCCACAAUGAAGGCAAACAGGAGGUUUAGACCAUACUAGUUGUUCAAAUACUGUGGAUCGUUAAAUAUUUCCAGCUAUUUAAUGUUCUUACCAUGUCACUGCUAUCUCAUCGCACAGCUCAGGAGAACCUUUGAAGAAGACAAGGACAAGAUAGCAACAAUGAAGGCAAACAGGAGGUUUAGACCAUACUAGCUGUUCAAAUACUGUGGAUCGUUAAAUAUUUCCAGCUAUUUAAUGUUCUUACCAUGUCACUGCUAUCUCAUCGCACAGCUCAGGAGAACCUUUGAAGAAGACAAGGACAAGAUAGCAACAAUGAAGGCAAACAGGAGGUUUAGACCAUACUAGCUGUUCAAAUACUGUGGAUCGUUAAAUAUUUCCAGCUAUUUUAUGUUCAUGGUGUCACUACAAACUCAUCGCACUGGUAACACAUGCCCUUACAUUUCUUACUAUGGUUCAAAGGAGAAAGUAAACACUAUAGGAAUGGCACUUUUACCAUCCUGCUGCCAAAAUAAGUCCCUGCAAGUUAAAUCAAUUUGUAAUCUCUUCAGAUCGUAUGUACCUGAAAAAACUGUGUUUUGUCUUUUUGUUACUAUCAUAAUUGCUACGUGUACACUUAAUUUCAAAAUACAUCAGUGGAAAAGGACAACUGAAAAUUUGUCAAACAGUGAGCUUCACAUAAGUAUAUCUUCUAAAGCUAGAAGUUUUGACAAAUAAAAAGACAGACG